Molecule: messenger RNA, 519 nt
Organism: Entamoeba invadens IP1
Lineage: Eukaryota; Evosea; Mastigamoebida; Endamoebidae
Exons: 1
Coding region: 1-519 (172 amino acids)
Source: RefSeq, a predicted model, not a curated record
AUGUUCAAUGGAUGUGAAAAACUUUCAGCGAUAGAAAUACCAGAAAGUGUGACCAAAAUCGAGUCGACCUGUUUUAUGAAUUGUCGUGCACUUUCUGCUAUCAAAUUACCUUCAAAUUUGGUUGAAUUAGAAAGUUUUUCAUUCCAAUUUUGUGAUUCGAUAACUUCAAUUCAAUUCACAGAGAAAAUGAAGAAAAUUGGACAAAAUGCGUUUUAUGGGUGUUAUGAUUUGAUUGAAAUGACUAUUCCAGAAGGUAUCGAGUGCUUGGGAAAUUGCUGCUUUUGUGAGUGUAGAAAUUUGAGUAAAGUUGCGAUACCGGAAACGGUGACCAAAAUAGAAGAUGCAUGUUUUUCAGAGUGUUAUGCGUUGGAACAAAUCAAUAUACCCAAAAAUGUGAAGGAAAUUGGAACUGAUGCUUUUCAGUUGUGCAACAGUUUGCAAAAUAUAGACAUUCCUGAAGGAGCAACUUUAAUUGGAGAAAGAGCCUUUCCGAAUACAGUAAAGAUCAACAGAUAUUAA